Messenger RNA from Osmerus eperlanus (European smelt), 3020 nucleotides. RefSeq names its product glia maturation factor, beta (gene gmfb). Bases 134 to 562 code for a protein of 142 amino acids. The record is from RefSeq and is a predicted model, not a curated record. Gene Ontology annotation, molecular function: actin binding; Arp2/3 complex binding. The transcript is spliced from 7 exons. Gene Ontology annotation, biological process: negative regulation of Arp2/3 complex-mediated actin nucleation; actin filament debranching. NCBI's taxonomy places the organism in Eukaryota, Metazoa, Chordata, Actinopteri, Osmeriformes, Osmeridae. Gene Ontology annotation, cellular component: actin cortical patch.
GCUCCUUUAAAUACAUGUUGGGUGGGAUUGGCUAGCUAGUCCAGUCACAAAAUGAUCGAUGUUGAAAAAAACCUUUGAUUUAGCACUGCCCUCUUCAGGUCAACAUAGUUCUUGAGCCUGAGCUUCAGAGAAAAUGAGUGAAUCACUGGUAGUUUGUGAUGUGGAUGGAGAGUUGGUAAAGAAACUUCGAGAGUUCCGUUUCCGGAAGGAAACCAAUAAUGCUGCUAUAAUCAUGAAAAUUGACAAAGACAAGCAGCUUGUAAUCCUGGAUGAAGAACAUGAGGAUAUUUCCCCGGACGAUCUGAAGGAUGAGCUGCCUGAGAGACAACCUAGAUUUGUGGUGUAUAGCUACAAGUACCAACAUGACGAUGGUCGUGUGUCUUAUCCUCUCUGCUUCAUCUUCUCCAGUCCAGUGGGAUGCAAACCUGAGCAGCAGAUGAUGUAUGCUGGGAGCAAAAACAAACUGGUCCAAACGGUGGAACUGACCAAGGUUUUUGAGAUCAGAAACACAGAGGAUCUCACCGAGGAGUGGCUUAGAGAGAAACUUGGGUUCUUUCGCUAAAAGCAUCUGAUUCAAUGAACUGAGAUGUCAAAAGGAUAAUCAGGACAACCCAGUGUGUUGUCACAUGAGGAAAAAACACUAACUAAUUUCCCAUCCUCUUUUUACCUCUCACAUAAUCUUUCCCAACGUGCCAGUUCUGUGUGUCUGUUUCUUAGUUACACUCCCACAUACAACAGGGGAGACAUCACCUGAAAGGGUGUGUUCUCCUCUAGUUAUGUUGAAUUUGGGUGCAAUUAAAUGGCAUUAAUAUCGUUUUUUUUCUUUCUAUUAUAGUUUACAAAGAGUGAAUAUGGAACUAAAACCACUUUUUGUUUUUAGAAAACUUUUUUUUUUGUAGCUGAUCAUGAAAGUGGUGGAAAAAAGGUUCUUGUUCAUUUGAUGAACACGUAAUUGUAGUUUUUUUUUAUCAAGUCAGAAAGAUAUGACCUAAUAUAGUGUAUGCAUUACUCUGGCACCUAAUUAGAUUAUGUCCUUGUCACAUUCUACCUUUCUGGAAAAACAACAUCCGAGGCACACAUGCAUUCUCUUUUUUAAAUUACAUUUUGUUAACUAAAUUCAGUUUCUUUUCACUUCAUUUGUUUGGGUGUCUUUCACUCUAAGCACUCCUAAAAGUAAUCCCCUGUAUCUGCCGUCCUUGUUAGGCUCGAGUGGGAGUUUCAUAUCUCUAGUCAUCACUGUUUUGAGGACAAGCUGUGCAAGAAAGAACCACACAUGAUGUGUUAUAUGACUGACCUGUGGGAUAUACAGAGCACAACACGUUCCAAAACAUAUUUUUAACUGAAACAUUCCUGCACUUGAGUAUUUAUGAAAAUGUUUACUUGAGACUAGAAAACAACCUUUUUGUAAUCGUGAAGGGUCCAGGAUACACUGCAUACUGGGUGGCAUUAGUUGCCAGCUAUCUACUGGACCAUCCUAAAUAACACUACUGUUUCUGUUGAUAGAUUAUCAUCAACUGUUGAUGAGCAUUUACAGUUUUACUGUAAGUUUGUAAUGAAAGUUGUUAACCUUCAGUCAGGUUAAUGUAUUGCUGUGGUCCAGACCUCAAAGUUCCAGGUUGUAUCGUUACAGGGCAGCAUGCAUUUCUAAGUUAUUGUAAUACCUUCCUUAAAUGUCAAUGCUGCUGACAGGCAAAGUUUGCUGUCAUCAUUUUCUAAUUUGGGAGAAAAUAAAUGUUGUUUUUCUAUUCAACAACAAUGAAUUUUAAAUAUGCCAAGAGUUGCUGAGUGUAAUGAAGCUUUGAAGCACACCCACAGUGGGAAGAAAUAGUUAUGGAAGCCAAAGCAGAAUUUUCUUGCCCGUCAAAACUGAGACAUUGUGCAUGUUCAGGUUUCUUGUAUACCUGUGUCUUAUGUCACUCAAAACCAUACUCUUACAAUGAUUUAUGCCUUGUCAAACAGCUUGGUCAUAAUUUAUGUUUGUACUGAAUUUCAGACCAAAAUGAACUGAGGAUAUACAAAACAAAAUAGAAUAAUGACAUUCGACCACAUAUUUCCCUCUGGUGAAUACAUGAUCAUUGUAAUUAUUUUAGUUAUUUACUAAUGUCAACAUGAAAUGACCUUAACAUUUUGAUCAGAAACUGCCUUGAUGUUAAAUCGUUGAACUUCAUCAGUGUAUAAGCUGUACAAGAUUGCUUUUACUCUGAAACUGUGCAAUUAACUGGUAGUAUUUUUAUAAACUGCUCAGAAAAUGUUGCGGGUAACUGUGAAAUACAAGUGCAUGCUUUUUGUGUCAAAGUUUGAAUUAUGACAGAAAACUCCCCCAGGUUCAGAUUUCUUGUGCAUGUUCUCUGUUUAAAGCGAAUGUAUCUUGACUUUAAAUUUUACUUACUUUGAAUUCUUAUCAAUGCAAGCAAUAAUCAAAACAAGUUUGCAUGUUGCUUCUUCAGUAGGGGGGAGAAUACUAGCAAUACAGACACAUAUAUUGCAUAGGAUUUAUGUAAAUCUUUCUCACUGUACUUUUCAAAGGUUGUGAUGUUCACUCAGUCCUCUAAAAAAGCUCAGCAAAAUCUUAAUGGAUAAUAUUUGAUAGAAUUAUUGAUUGUUUCAUUUGGCAUGAUAAACCAUUUUAGAAACAGUCAUUUUUAUGGGUCUACAUAUGCUUUAGGCAAAUUAACUGAAAAAGUACAUAUGAAUGACAACCAUUUGUGGUUUUUAAUCGUGUAUAAUGGUGUCCUGUGUCUUAUCUGCAUUAAUGAUAAAAACCUUCUCUCCUCUGUGGUGAACUUGUAAUAUUUGGCCUCUGAAGUCUUUUAAAUAUUCUUAAUAUAUGUAUUUUCCUACAGUAUUUCUGUACUGUAUCAGAUCAAAAGGCUUAUUCUUUUUGUUUAAAUAUAAAACAGCAUCUGAAACGUGACAUACCUAGCUGCCUACGGGUGUAAAACCUGUGGACCUUUGUAUUUUUCCAUGCUUUAUACAAUGUCUUAAUUGCCAUUAUCCCAAUAAAAUGACAAUGAUGUUCA